Messenger RNA from Musca vetustissima, 1750 nucleotides. RefSeq names its product tyrosine-protein kinase Src64B (gene Src64B). The transcript is spliced from 5 exons. Gene Ontology annotation, biological process: innate immune response; cell surface receptor protein tyrosine kinase signaling pathway; protein phosphorylation. Lineage: Eukaryota; Metazoa; Arthropoda; Insecta; Diptera; Muscidae. Gene Ontology annotation, molecular function: ATP binding; non-membrane spanning protein tyrosine kinase activity; signaling receptor binding. The record is from RefSeq and is a predicted model, not a curated record. Gene Ontology annotation, cellular component: extrinsic component of cytoplasmic side of plasma membrane. Bases 30 to 1673 code for a protein of 547 amino acids.
CUACAACUACCACAACAACAACAACAACAAUGGGGAACAAAUGCUGUAGCAAACGCCAGGACCAGGAACUUGCACUCGCCUAUCCAACCGGCUAUAAAAAAUCCGAUUAUACCUUUGGCCAAACACACAUCAACAACACUGGCCAGAAACACAAUAAUGGUGGCUCUCUGGAUUCCCGCUACACACCCGAUCCAAAUCGUGGUCCAUUGAAAAUUGGUGCUAAGGGUGGUGUGGACAUAAUACGACCGCGUACAACACCAACCGGUGUUCCAGGCGCUGUGGUGGCUGGUGGUGUUCCCAAACGACGUGUCGUUGUGGCUUUAUAUGAUUACAAGUCGCGUGAUGAAUCGGAUUUGAGCUUUAUGAAGGGAGAUCGUAUGGAGGUAAUUGACGACACAGAAUCCGACUGGUGGCGUGUUGUGAAUUUGAGUACACGGCAAGAGGGUUUGAUACCGCUGAAUUUUGUGGCCGAGGAGCGAAGUGUCAACAGUGAAGACUGGUUUUUCGAAAAUGUUCUACGCAAGGAGGCAGACAAACUGCUGCUGGCCGAGGAGAACCCACGUGGCACAUUCCUGGUGCGACCCUCAGAACACAAUCCAAAUGGUUUUUCAUUAUCCGUAAAAGACUGGGAAGAUGGUCGAGGUUAUCAUGUUAAACAUUAUCGUAUAAAGCCUUUAGAUAAUGGUGGCUAUUACAUAGCAACCAAUCAGACGUUCCCCUCCCUACAAGCUCUAGUUAUGGCCUAUAGCAAAAACGCCUUGGGUCUCUGCCAUAUAUUAUCGCGACCCUGUCCCAAGCCACAGCCACAAAUGUGGGAUUUGGGACCAGAGUUACGCGAUAAAUACGAAAUACCCCGUUCCGAAAUACAAUUGAUACGUAAAUUGGGCCGUGGUAACUUUGGUGAAGUGUACUAUGGUAAAUGGCGCAACAGUAUCGAUGUGGCUGUGAAGACACUACGUGAAGGUACCAUGUCGACACAGGCCUUCCUUCAAGAAGCUGCCAUUAUGAAAAAGUUCCGCCAUAAUCGUUUGGUUGCACUUUAUGCGGUUUGUUCGCAGGAAGAACCAAUUUACAUUGUACAGGAAUAUAUGUCCAAAGGAAGUCUUUUAGAUUAUUUACGCGAAGGCGAUGGUCGCUAUUUACAUUUCGAAGAUCUCAUUUAUAUAGCAACACAAGUAGCCUCAGGUAUGGAAUAUUUAGAAUCGAAACUGUUAAUACAUCGUGAUUUGGCGGCACGUAAUGUUCUCAUCGGCGAGAAUAAUGUUGCGAAAAUAUGUGAUUUCGGUUUGGCGCGUGUCAUAGCCGACGACGAAUACUGCCCGAAACAGGGUUCACGUUUCCCCGUCAAAUGGACAGCACCCGAGGCCAUUAUCUAUGGUAAAUUUUCAAUAAAAUCUGAUGUCUGGUCAUAUGGUAUACUGCUAAUGGAAUUGUUUACAUACGGACAAGUGCCAUAUCCCGGUAUGCAUAGUCGUGAAGUUAUUGAGAAUAUCGAGAGGGGCUUCCGUAUGCCCAAGCCAACGAAUCAUUACUUCCCCGAUAAUAUCUAUCAUUUGCUGUUACAAUGUUGGGAUGCGGUGCCGGAGAAGAGGCCAACAUUUGAAUUUUUAAAUCAUUACUUUGAAUCGUAUUCGGUGACGUCUGAGGUGCCCUACAGAGAGGUGCAAGAUUAGGAUAAGUUCAUAAAUAUACAAUAUUUAGGUAUAUUACUAUAAGUUUAUAUAAGCCUACCUAAAACAAAACAACAAAA